AUGUAUUUUUUUGUUAUCUAUGAUGUUGAAUUUCCUGUACUUGUUAAAGAAAAAUUAACUCCAUUUGAUAGUGUUCUUGUUACUGGUUCAUGUGAACAAUUAGGUGAAUGGUUACCAAAUCGUUGUAUACCAUUAAAUCAUUCGGAUAAAACAGAUCAAGGGGAAACAUUUAAACAAGCACGUCAAUUAUCACUUAAUCAUUGCAUGAAUGAAUCCAAUGAUGGUACAUCAUCAAUUGUUAAUUCAACAACAGUUGAUUAUGAAUUACCUGAUGAAUUUCCAGCUAUAUUUGGUUGUUAUAAAGGUGUAUGUCGUACUGAUAUUGGUUGGUUAACAGGUCAAAGUGAAAUUCAACUUCGUUUUCAUUCAAAUGCUUUACAAAUUUGGUCAUCAAAAUUACGUAACAAUAAAAUAUCAUUCAAAGUUUCACUCAUAGAUUUAAAUUAUCAACAAGAAAAUCAAGAAAUAUCAUCUGAUUCAUCAGGUCAAAUAUUUACACCAACAUCAAAAGUCUUUAUUCAAGCUGCUUUAUUACGUUUAUCAGGUUGUGAAGCUAAUAUUCAAAGUGAUUAUGGUGCUGUUAUUGAAAAAGAUGAUUAUAUGAUUGUUAAAAUUCAAACAUUUGAACCAGAAAAUAUUGCAUAUCAUAUUGAUUUUUAUCUUGUUGAUGAAACAACACCAUUACGAAAACAUAUUGGUUUUUCAUGUUUUACCAAUACAUUCAAAUCUUGA
Messenger RNA from Rotaria sp. Silwood1, 732 nucleotides. The record is from the annotation of a GenBank genome assembly. Lineage: Eukaryota; Metazoa; Rotifera; Eurotatoria; Philodinida; Philodinidae.